Messenger RNA from Eptesicus fuscus (big brown bat), 3146 nucleotides. It is a transcript of the gene PIAS2, whose product is annotated as protein inhibitor of activated STAT 2. Gene Ontology annotation, biological process: regulation of transcription by RNA polymerase II; protein sumoylation. Gene Ontology annotation, molecular function: zinc ion binding; SUMO ligase activity; transcription coregulator activity. The coding region runs from base 4 to 1704 and encodes 566 amino acids. The transcript is spliced from 13 exons. The record is from RefSeq and is a predicted model, not a curated record. NCBI's taxonomy places the organism in Eukaryota, Metazoa, Chordata, Mammalia, Chiroptera, Vespertilionidae.
AAUAUGGUUUCUAGUUUUAGGGUUUCUGAACUACAAGUGUUACUAGGCUUUGCUGGACGGAAUAAAAGUGGACGCAAGCAUGACCUCCUGAUGAGGGCGUUGCAUUUAUUGAAGAGUGGCUGCAGCCCUGCCGUUCAAAUUAAAAUUCGAGAAUUGUAUAGACGCCGAUACCCACGGACUCUUGAAGGACUCUCUGAUUUAUCCACAAUCAAAUCAUCAGUUUUCAGUUUGGAUGGUAGCUCAUCACCUGUAGAACCUGACUUGGCUGUGGCUGGAAUCCACACGUUGCCUUCCACUUCAGUUACACCUCACUCACCGUCCUCUCCUGUUGGUUCUGUGUUGCUUCAAGAUACUAAGCCCACGUUUGAGAUGCAGCAGCCAUCUCCCCCAAUUCCUCCAGUCCAUCCUGAUGUGCAGUUAAAAAACUUGCCCUUUUAUGAUGUUCUUGAUGUUCUCAUCAAGCCCACGAGUUUAGUUCAAAGCAGUAUUCAACGAUUUCAAGAGAAGUUUUUUAUUUUUGCUCUGACUCCUCAACAAGUUAGAGAGAUAUGCAUAUCCAGGGAUUUUUUGCCAGGUGGUAGAAGAGAUUAUACAGUCCAAGUUCAGCUGAGACUUUGCUUGGCAGAGACAAGCUGCCCUCAAGAAGAUAACUAUCCCAAUAGUCUAUGUAUAAAAGUAAAUGGAAAACUUUUUCCUUUGCCUGGCUACGCACCACCACCUAAAAAUGGGAUUGAACAGAAGCGCCCUGGACGCCCUUUGAAUAUUACAUCUUUAGUUAGGCUGUCUUCAGCUGUGCCAAACCAGAUUUCCAUUUCUUGGGCAUCAGAAAUUGGGAAGAAUUACUCCAUGUCUGUAUAUCUUGUACGGCAGCUCACAUCAGCCAUGUUAUUACAGAGAUUAAAAAUGAAAGGUAUUAGAAACCCUGAUCAUUCCAGAGCACUAAUUAAAGAAAAACUUACUGCAGAUCCUGAUAGUGAAAUUGCUACAACUAGCCUUCGGGUAUCCUUGAUGUGCCCUUUAGGGAAAAUGAGGCUGACAAUCCCAUGCCGAGCAGUGACUUGUACACAUCUACAGUGUUUUGAUGCUGCCCUUUAUCUGCAAAUGAAUGAGAAGAAGCCCACCUGGAUUUGUCCUGUGUGUGACAAAAAAGCUGCCUAUGAAAGUCUAAUUUUAGAUGGCCUUUUUAUGGAAAUUCUCAGUGACUGUUCUGAUGUGGAUGAGAUCAAAUUCCAAGAAGAUGGCUCUUGGUGUCCAAUGAGACCGAAGAAAGAAGCUAUGAAAGUAUCCAGCCAACCAUGCACAAAAAUAGAAAGUUCAAGUGUCCUCAGUAAGCCUUGUUCAGUGACUGUAGCCAAUGAGGCAAGCAAGAAGAAAGUGGAUGUUAUAGACCUAACAAUAGAAAGCUCUUCUGAUGAAGAGGAAGACCCUCCUGCCAAAAGGAAGUGCAUCUUUAUGUCAGAAACACAAAGCAGCCCAACCAAAGGGGUUCUCAUGUAUCAGCCGUCUUCUGUAAGGGUGCCCAGUGUGACUUCGGUUGAUCCUGCUGCUAUUCCGCCUUCAUUAACAGACUACUCAGUACCAUUCCACCACACGCCAAUAUCAACCAUGUCAUCAGAUUUGCCAGGUUUGGAUUUUCUUUCCCUUAUUCCAGUUGAUCCCCAGGAUGUAAUCAAUGAUUUUAAAAGGACAGCGACUUUCAUUUAACCUGAUGUGAAGGAAAAAUAAUAUGGAAAGAAGUUGUGUUUGCCAAAUGAGUUGUUUCCACGCAGAUUUAUACUUCGUUGAACUGAUGAAGUCUUGAUAAGUGGCCAAAACGUGAGUUCCACUUUUCUUCCUGAUUCCAUCAAAGUAAAAUGGCCUUUGUGUCACACAUUUUUCCCUGAUUGUCAUUUACAUACAAUGUUAUUUGCUACUGAAUGCAGAGAGAAGUUCUAGGAUCUGGCUGUUCUUUAUUGGCGAGUAUGUCGAAGAACACUACACAGAUUCUACCCUGAUGUAAAGUGUGUUAUUUUUGGUAAUUUUAUAAUCUCAUUCUAGAGAUUUCUGUAAAUUCAGGGCUUGCCUUCUCACAAAAAAAAAAAAAAAAAAAAAAAAAAAGUGCUAUGCAGCCAUUGAAGGAAAUGUUUUUGGAUUAAGGAGGCUGAAAUGUUAGAAUUUUGUUCUUACUGUCCAGAAUCAUUGAGAACUUAGAGGCAAUAGAAGAACAGAUUUAGGGGAGCUUGGGAAUAACAAAGAUUAAUUUGUUCCUAAGAACUUCUUUUGUUCACUUACUUUAUAGAAUAAUAUUCAAAUCUUAUUGAAACUUUUCAGAUUUUAGUGACACCAAGAAAAUAAUUUUUAGAUCUCUGAUCAUUUUUAAAGAAAAACCAAAUAGCAAGAGAUAAGGGUGGUAUCAGAUUUCCUUUUUAUUUUAUUUUUUAAGAGAAAUCUUUUCCUGAGACCACGAAAGACCUGAACCCCACUUUAAAAACCACUCUACUUUCUUUUGCUUCAUUUGGCUCCCUAAAUAAUUUUAGAAUUCUCAAGGAGUUAAUACUUGCCCAAUGCUUAGCUUUCUCUGCCUAAGCUAUCUCUACUUUACAGAUAAACUCUUUUUAAAAUGGAUAAUCUGAUUCUCAAGCGGAGUGCCCAGGUGGAAAGCGAGUUCAGUGAGAACAGGGACGCAUGACUUGGGUUGGUGCAACUCCAUGGAGCUGACUUGACUGCUUGGUUUUUACACCUUCUCAAGUUUUCAUGGCCUCUGUGCACCUUUUGUGCUGAUUUAAGAUCAUGUGAUUUUCUGUAUCAUCCCUUCUUUGGCCACAUCAUCCCCUUAAUGUAUUACCCUUUUUGGAGAGCUGCUUCUUAUUAAAAACGUGGAAAAUAAACUUCCUGCAGUAGUUGUGCCAUAGUUGCUAGCUCUAUCUUGUCAUUAGAUUUCCAAUCCAUGUUACAAUCCUUUGGUCCAGAUACAGAAUAUCUUCAUAGUAAACUUUUAUGUUGCUGCUUUAAAUACAGAUGCAAUUUCUGUUAACUGUAACCAGAUAGAAAAAGUAACCUGAUUUAUGUGGUAUAAUUUGUCAAUAAAGAAAUGAUGUAUAUUUGUUAUCAUUUUGUUACCCUUUAGAUUCUCAGCGACUCCCCUUCCCAGUUUAACCAACAGAGUU